Molecule: messenger RNA, 564 nt
Organism: Dermacentor silvarum
Lineage: Eukaryota; Metazoa; Arthropoda; Arachnida; Ixodida; Ixodidae
Product: high-affinity choline transporter 1-like
Exons: 4
Coding region: 1-564 (187 amino acids)
Biological process (GO): acetylcholine biosynthetic process; transmembrane transport; choline transport
Cellular component (GO): plasma membrane
Molecular function (GO): choline:sodium symporter activity
Source: RefSeq, a predicted model, not a curated record
AUGUCUCUGAACUGGGCGGCCGCGUUCGUCGCGAUCCUCUACUACCUGACGGUCAUCUUCGUGGGCGUCUGGGCCGGUCGCAAGGUGCACAUCCACGACUCGUCAGAGCGACGCCGUCGCAGCAGCGCCAAGCAGGGCACGCCAACGUCGCCACAGCUCAGCAUUAGCGCGGGUGACCAAUACGUGAGGAACCUGCUCGUCGCCAACAGGAGCCUGCCGCUGGUCCUUAGCUGCGGAUCCAUGACCGCCACGUGGGUUGGAGGCGGCUACCUGAACGCAACUGCCGAGGCGGUCUUCCAGCACGGCCUGCUGCACACGUACGCUCCGUUCGGCUACACCCUUAGCCUGCUGCUGGGCGGCCUCUUCUUCGCCGGUAGAAUGCGGCUGAGCGACGCGAUGACCAUGCUGGACCCGUUCCAGAAGCACUACGGCCGCUGGAUGGGACUGCUGCUGGCUCUGCCGGCCGUCGGCAGUGAAGUCCUCUGGUCGGGAGCCAUUCUGUCCGCUCUCGAAAACCGAAAGAGAGAAAGGCCUAAAAGUGACACCUUUGUGAAGUUUCCGUAG